Pantherophis guttatus is the source of this 2742-nucleotide messenger RNA. RefSeq lists its product as uncharacterized. NCBI's taxonomy places the organism in Eukaryota, Metazoa, Chordata, Lepidosauria, Squamata, Colubridae. The record is from RefSeq and is a predicted model, not a curated record.
ACAAGUCAUAUUUAUUUUGUUUUUCAAAAUAAGCAUGUUUGUUUGAAUGAGCCCCAAUGUGAACAGCAUUUAUUUAAAGAUAAACAGGAAAUAAUGAAUUUCAAGGCCAAUAGAGUUUGUUUACUUACUUGUUUUUUUUAAAACAGGGCCAAAUGCAUCUCAAGGCUAAUAGUGUUUACUUAACUGAAGUCCCCAGCUGAGCCAUCUUAGCAUUCAAUGCUGCAAAGGGGGUUGUCAUUCAAUAUUAAUCUAAAUACUAACGCCAUUAAGGAGUGCAACAUAUUUAUAUAUGAUAAAAUGUUUUACAUUUGAUAAAUAAUAAUUUAAUAGCAAACAAGAAAAAGUUUUAUUGAGCCAGCCCAUCCAGAAUUUUCCAGGCAAAAAACUCCGAGGAUAUUCCCACUAAAAUUCUCCCUUUAUUUUACCAGAGAGUAGAAUUCACUACCAUAACCCUUCUUAAGUGACUUCAUGAUGCACUAUGGGUGAUUGAUGUGUAUAUAUAAUUGCACUACAGUCUUCAUUUAUGGAAUCUUGAUAGUGUAAGAUGUGAGCAAGUGACAAGAUCAUGUCAUGGAGGAUAAGUUGACCUUUAGCUAUUAGUCACAAUGGCUGCAUGGAACCUUCUGAAUAUUAGACCUGGAUACCAGUUGCUAGGAAGGCAAGGUGCAAAAGAGCUUCAUUACCUUCAUGCUUUUCUCGUGGACUGUCACAAAGGAUCCAGCGGUACAUUUCAAGAAGGAUGCUGACUGAGUGAUGAACCAUCCUUUGGAACAGGGACGUCUGCAAAAUUCAUAGUGAUGGCAGCUUUCUGCCAUUCUCCUUAGUGCCAGGAGACUGAAAACAGUCUUGUUUCAUGCCCUGGAAAAAUGUCAAAAACUCCAAACCCCACAAAAACUGGUAGCAAAAAACAGGUGACUUCAGAAGCAUCCCCAGAUCCAGCACCCAAGCCAGAGAGUAGUAAGCUUUCCAGCUCUCUCCUCACAGUUGAAAAUGUCAAAAAACAUCAGGAGGAGAACCCUGUGGCUAAAUCGGAUCUUGCUCAGUGGUCAAUAGAAACAUAUAUUGAAGAAAGUAAUCGCUUUUUGACUGAGAGUGGCACCAAGACGGAGGAGAGCAGGGAGCAGGCGGUGUCAAAUGAAUCAAGAGUUCUUCGUGAAGGUUACCCAGAAAACGCCAAUCAAACUUUAGGAAAAGAUUUCCAGACAAGACCUCUGUCAGCUCCAGUUCCUGAAACUCAGUCACCCAAAAAACGGGAAGUUGCUGAUUUGGAGACUCAGACUGAAUGGAGCUACUCGGUCAGCUCUGAAGACUCCAGUGAACUGGAAAUAGAAACGAAGGAGCAGAGAAGUACAGACGGAAAAGAGAAAAGUGAGACCACAGAAGGCACAGAAAUAUUGCAUCAUGCAGAAGAGGAAGGAACAUCUGAGAUCGAGCUGGAGACUGGAAGCAUUUCCGAUGAGGAGAAGAUAAAGUCUUUUGUCCAAGAUGAGGAACAUCCGGUCACCGAUCUGUUCCUGAUGGGUCGCUGUGAGUUUUGCACCUCCUUCCUGAAGCCUUUGCCAUCCCCAGAGGAACUGGAGGAGAGACCAGAGAAGAUGGAGCACUUUCUGUGUUGCAGGACCUACAAAGAGGUUUUCCAGUGUGUGAUACAGGAGCUGAUGGAGAGGCCAGGCAGCGAAAUCGACAUCCGUCCUCAUGGCCGACUGUCCCUUACAACAAUGGAGAGCAACACUAAAAGGAUGAUAAUGGAAGAGUUAGAGGAGCGAGGCUUUGAGCGAUACAGAGAGAUAUUUAUGCAGUACAUAAAAUUUGGCCCAUGCGUCAAAAUUCAUUUCAAAUUAUCAGACUACCCACCCAAACCAGAAACUGCGAUCCUAAAGAAACGGUAUCCAGAACCCAAAGAGCUGCUGGAGAUUGACUUGGAAUUCAAAGCCGAGCAAUUAAAGCUUUGCCACCCUUUUGAGCCUGUGAAAAGAUACUAUCACGAUGGAAAGAUCUUCUUCCUUCUUUUUCCGGAUGGAACGGGCCAAGUCUAUUACCCAUCAGGCCGCCUUGCCCUCCUCAUUGCUUAUGUGAGGGAGACCCAGUUCACCUACAGCAUCCUCGGGGACAGAAAGGACCAGGAACUUCUGGCCUUCUUCACAAACCAGGGCCACGCAGCUUAUUACCAGCAAAAAGAAAAGCUCAGGCUGCACCUGGACCUUUGCAACGGCUCCGUCUUUGACAAGAAAGGACAGCGGCAGAAGUUCUGGAACUGGUGGGGCACCGAGGGCCACGUUCACGCACCUCCUUUCCAGCCCAUCUGCCUUCAACUCAACGUUUAUAUCCAGGUUAAAAUUAAAGCCCAAGAUCAGGUUUUCUUCACUUUUACAAAGGUUCAUGAUUGUCUCUGCCUCAACGUUGGCGCGCGGCUGAAACUGAAGGAUCCAGCCAUGCUUUGGGUCCUUCAGCAAUAUGGAACCAGGGACCACCUGGUGAGGCCUUCCGUGCUGGAGAAGAUCAGCAGAAUCUUGGCCAAUGUGAAGAAGGUAUUAAAGAACCUGGACUCUGACCCCUCAAAAGAAGCUGCGGACCUGCGCCUUGUAUCGAAGGUGUACGAAAGAAUCCACCGAAGACAGAAGAAGAAGUAGCACAGAGAGAGAGAAGUUAAGAUUGCGGGAAGCCAAUCUCAUAUUUUGGGUAGUAUGGAAACUACUAAGUUAGCUUCAUAUAGAAACCAUUAAAUCUUCCAUCUAUACCGUA